AUGCCCCAUACGUUAGUAUCUUCUUACAUUGCACCCGUGCGAAACCGGGGCGGGCGGGACACUAAAAUAUGGAAAGGCCGCAAAGAAGUCGGGGAAAAGCCCAAAAGAACAUCUCCAAGUCCGAUAAGAAAAAAGAAGAAGCACAAGAGGAAGGAGAGCUACGCAAUCUACAUUUACAAAGUGCUCAAACAAGUUCACCCGGACACCGGUAUAUCCAGCAAAGCCAUGUCGAUCAUGAACUCGUUCGUGAACGACAUAUUCGAGCGCAUCGCAGCGGAAGCCUCCCGUCUCGCCCACUACAACAAACGUUCGACCAUCACCUCUAGGGAGGUUCAGACCUCCGUGAGACUGUUGCUGCCCGGUGAACUCGCGAAGCACGCCGUCAGUGAAGGCACCAAGGCCGUCACCAAAAUACACCAGCUCCAAGUGAGGAGAACCGUGCCGUCGUCGGUGUCUGCCUGCCCCGCCACCGCCAUCUCCAUCACAGCUCUCUCUGCCCUCGCCACUAAAGCUGCGCGCAAGAGCGCACCGGCAACGGGCGGUGUUAAGAAACCCCAUCGCUACAGGCCCGGCACCGUCGCUCUCCGUGAGAUCCGUCGCUACCAAAAGAGUACCGAGCUCCUGAUUCGCAAGCUUCCCUUCCAGCGGUUGGUCCGCGAGAUCGCACAGGACUUCAAGACCGAUCUUCGAUUCCAGAGCUCCGCCGUGAUGGCCCUGCAGGAAGCUAGCGAGGCUUACCUCGUCGGUCUCUUCGAGGACACGAACUUGUGCGCGAUUCACGCCAAGCGCGUCACCAUUAUGCCAAAAGACAUUCAAUUGGCACGUAGAAUUCGCGGUGAACGCGCU
Iphiclides podalirius (scarce swallowtail) is the source of this 846-nucleotide messenger RNA. Lineage: Eukaryota; Metazoa; Arthropoda; Insecta; Lepidoptera; Papilionidae. The record is from the annotation of a GenBank genome assembly.